AUGAACCUGAAGGUUCAUCCUAAGGUUGAACUAAGUGAAAUAAGCCAGACAGAGAAAGAGAGAUACCUCAUGAAUCUUUUAGCCGAAAAAGUAGAACAGCUGAUGGAAUGGAGUUCCAGGCGCUCAAUCUUCCGAAUGAAUGGCGACAAAUUCCGAAAAUUUAUAAAGGCGCCACCGCGAAACUAUUCUAUGAUUGUUAUGUUCACUGCUCUUCAGCCUCAGCGGCAGUGUUCUGUGUGCAGGCAAGCUAAUGAAGAAUAUCAAAUACUGGCUAACUCCUGGCGCUAUUCAUCUGCUUUCUGUAACAAACUCUUCUUCAGUAUGGUGGACUAUGAUGAGGGGACAGAUGUUUUUCAACAGCUCAACAUGAACUCUGCUCCUACGUUCAUGCAUUUUCCUCCAAAAGGCAGACCCAAGAGAGCUGAUACUUUUGACCUUCAAAGAAUUGGAUUUGCAGCUGAGCAGCUAGCGAAGUGGAUUGCUGAUAGAACGGAUGUUCAUAUUCGAGUCUUCAGACCACCCAACUACUCUGGCACCAUUGCUUUGGCCUUGUUAGUGUCACUUGUGGGUGGCUUGCUCUAUUUAAGAAGGAACAACUUGGAAUUCAUCUAUAACAAGACUGGCUGGGCCAUGGUAUCUCUGUGUAUAGUCUUUGCUAUGACUUCUGGCCAGAUGUGGAAUCAUAUCCGUGGACCUCCAUAUGCUCAUAAGAACCCGCACAAUGGACAAGUGAGCUACAUCCAUGGAAGCAGCCAGGCUCAAUUCGUGGCAGAGUCACACAUUAUUCUGGUACUAAAUGCUGCUAUCACCAUGGGGAUGGUUCUCCUAAAUGAAGCGGCAACAUCCAAAGGAGAUGUUGGAAAAAGACGGAUAAUUUGCCUAGUGGGAUUAGGCCUGGUGGUCUUCUUCUUCAGUUUUCUACUUUCAAUAUUUCGUUCCAAGUACCACGGCUAUCCUUACAGCUUUUUAAUUAAAUGAAGCCAAAUGGGAUUUGCAUAAAGUGAAUGUUUACCAUGAAGAUGAAGUGUUCCUGACAUCCUAGUUUGUAUUCUUGAGUUCAUUUCCUUGUGGAUUGUGACGAUCUAGCUUAUGCUUGUAUAAUUUUUUAAAAUGUCAGUUUUCCUAGUAAAUUUAACUCAUAGAAAUGGACAGUUAACUUUAAUAUUAGCGCUGGAAAGAACAAAGGAAACAGUGAAGUGUUUUCAAGCAUAUUAUAUUCAGUGUAUGCUAUAGGAUUGAAAUAAAAAAAUGUAAUUCUGAAUUCAUGUUUUAGAACUGUUCGCUCAUUAGUAAAGAAAGUCACAUUGUUAGUGAGGGAAAACUAUGAAAUGUAUGUUAAAGAAUUCUUGGGGUUGUACAGAGAUAAGGUAUAUGCAUGAAAAUAUGUCAUGUGCUGAAAAAUUAUGCUUACUGCAGUUUCAGUUAUAGAGGACGUGUAUGGUUACAAAUAGUGUUUUGUUCUUAUUAAUCAUAACUAGAUAAGAGUGUAUAGGACAGGGAGCUGGAUGAAUAGUACCUACAACUUGGAUGCCUAACCUGGGAAAUGGAACUUAUUCCCAGGAUAUAAUUCUAAAGCAUGACUAAAUCAACAUACCUUAAAGGCAUCAGGCAAGGAAGCAACAUACCAGAACUAGGAAUUAAUUCUUCUCCAACUUUAGAAGUGUCAUCCAGGAAUCCAGACUUAAAACUACAAAAGUAAUCCACUAUAGCCAUUUUCCCCUUGUGUUGUAUGGAGGAAACUUGCCAUCAAAACCACAUUCCCUGAAUCUAGAUAAAAGCUAGUUAUCCUGAUACGAGUGAGUGACUCAAUGAAGCUUUCUUGAAAACCAAAUAUAGGAGUCUAAACAUUGUUAUGUUUGUAUAUCUUGUUUUAGUUUAUAAAGCACUUUCGUGUAUGUUAUGGUAUUUGUUCUUCACAACAACUCUGUAAAUUAGACAGGAAAUGCAAAUUUUGUCUGACUUGUACAAGUAUUAGAAGGGGAAAGCCAAAAAGAAUAAAAAAUAGAGCAUGUAACCUGGGCUUUCAAACUCUCAAACCUGAAUUUUUAUUUUCUGUGGUGCUACCCAAAGAAGAAUUUAGAAACACAAUUAUUUAGGCAGUUCAAUAAACUUUGUUUUUCU
Messenger RNA from Ceratotherium simum simum (southern white rhinoceros), 2121 nucleotides. The record is from RefSeq and is a predicted model, not a curated record. Lineage: Eukaryota; Metazoa; Chordata; Mammalia; Perissodactyla; Rhinocerotidae.